AUGAAGACUGAAAUGGUAAUCGGUGAUCGACGAAUGCUACGAUUGAAGAUCGAAGUGAUGGUCCUGCAGAAGUGUCAUGAACAAACCGAUCCCAAUUGUAAACAGCACUUUGUGGCGUUUGUAGACAGGGGAAAAACGGCCAAAUUCAAAUUUCUUGUAAUGGGUCUUGUUUGGAAAUCUUUAGAAGAUAUUCGAAGAGAUAUACUCGGUCACAAUUACAGUAGAUCAACAGUUAUACAAUGCAGUAUACAGACAUUAAUCGCCGUUCGAGAUCUCCACGGUAUAGGAUACUUACAUAGGGAAGUCAAGGAUAUAAAGCCCCAAAAUUAUGCAGUUGGUCUUGCAGAACAGCAAAAUAUGGUUUAUAUGUUAGAUUUUGGUAUUGCUCGAAAGUAUACCGUAGGCGAUACUAAGGAAGUCAAAUUACCAAGAGCCAAAGUAAGCUUUCUCGGUACAGUACGAUUCGCAUCACGGGCAUGUCACAAAAACCUCGAGCAAGGGCGAAAAGACGACUUGGAGUCCUGGAUCUUCAUGAUAUAUGAGCUAUUCGACGAUGCAUACGGCUUACCGUGGAAGAGAGCUGAUCGUACAAAAGUUCUACCACUCAAAGAAAAAUUCUUCAAGAAUCAAAUAACAAAAUGUUACAAAGUGGUUCCAGCUGAUUUUAAGCGUAUCGUCGAGUACAUUGAUGGGAUGCAAUUUGCUGACGAACCCGAUUAUGUUUAUAUAACGAACUCGUUAAACAAUAUAGCCAAAGAGCAUAAAAUCGAUCUCACACGUAAAUUGGACUGGAUUGGUGUCACGCCGAAACCUCAGAAGAAGAAAAGAGAAGUACGUUAUGAUAGUCUUCUGCGAUGUCGAUAA
Cooperia oncophora is the source of this 864-nucleotide messenger RNA. The record is from the annotation of a GenBank genome assembly. NCBI's taxonomy places the organism in Eukaryota, Metazoa, Nematoda, Chromadorea, Rhabditida, Trichostrongylidae.